AGCGCGUAAUACUAUGCACGUGGGCCUGUUUAGCGUUUAAAAUUUAUAGAAAUUACAAUUUUUAAAAUGUCCUCAUCGUUUUUCUUGAAGCCGGGUGCCGCCAAACUAGCCAACAAAAAACGCAAGAUAAAUGCGACGAAAUCCAAAGGCGUCGCAAAACCAGGAAAACGAACUCAAAAUGCAUCAGCUCCAGGGCCGAAAAAACAACGUCGAUCCAAGGCGGACGACGAGGAAAUUGCCAGCGAUGAUGAGGAGUAUAACAGCGAUGUGGGCGGUAAUGCAUUGGCCUUCUCGGCUGAUGAAGAAGAGCAGGAAACAGCACAGGACAAGCGACUGCGUUUGGCCAAACAAUAUCUGUCUGAAAUUGAGAAACAGGAAUCGGAGCGCGCUGAGGAUCGUGAGCUGAGCAAGACCGUCGAACAGCGUCUACAGACUGAGUAUUUGGAUAGUGUUGGUCGAUUACGUCGCAACAUUGCCGGUGGCAUCAAAUCGUGUACAAUUCAACGCGUACUGAAGCACAAGCUUCAUCACACACCAUUAUGUGCCCUGGCGCUCAGCACGGACGGAAAGUUGCUGUUUACGGGAGCCAAAUCGCAAUAUGUACUCAAAUGGUGCACUGAAACGGGAAAAGUGCUGGACAAAUGUGAUGUGUUGUCUCAUCGCGAGGAACCCGAAACCGGCAAGAAACGAAGAUCGCAUGUCAUUGCCAUCUGCCUGUCUACAGACAUGAAGUUCAUGGCCCUGGCUGAGGGUGGACCACACAUACAGAUCUGGUGUCCACAAACCAUGAAGCAUGUGAAGACUUUCAAGGGACACAGGGAUAGCGUCUCAGGGCUUGUGUUUCGCAAGGGAACCCACGAGCUGUACUCGGCAGCAAAGGAUCGCUCUGUGAAGAUUUGGUCGGUCGAUGAACUGGCCUAUGUGGAGAGCUUAUUUGGUCACCAAACUGCUGUAACGAGUAUAGAUGCAUUGAGUCGGGAGCGAGCUAUUACUGCUGGCGGAUCGGAUUGCUCGCUGCGCAUAUGGAAGAUUACGGAAGAGUCCCAGCUAAUAUACAACGGACAUAAGGAUGGCAUUGAGUGUGUCAAGUUAAUAAAUGACGAGCACUUCGUCUCCGGCGGCGUUGAUGGUGCUAUUAGUCUGUGGAGUGCCAUGAAGAAGAAACCAAUUUGCACAACACAACUUGCCCAUGGACUGGGUGACAAUGGCGUGGCGAACUGGAUCACAGCAAUAGCUGUUGUGGUCAAUACGGAUUUGGUGGCAACAGGCUCUUGCGACGGCUGUGUGAGAUUAUGGCAAUCAAGUCCAAAUGCACGCAAGCUUCAGCAGAUUAACAGCAUAUCUAUUGGAGGCUUCAUAAAUGGCCUGACUUUCAAUGCCGAUGGCACAAAACUGUUUGUGGCUGUUGGCCAGGAGCAUAGGUUGGGGCGUUGGUGGCGGCACAAAGAUGCCAAAAACAACAUAGUUAUAGUUGACAUUAAGUUACAAAGCACAUCCAGCAAAUAAGUUAAAUGUAAGCUUAAUAAAGUUGUUCAUAGAGGAGACUUGUCGAUUUAUGUGAA
This is a messenger RNA of Drosophila innubila, 1562 nucleotides long. It is a transcript of the gene U3-55K, whose product is annotated as U3 small nucleolar RNA-interacting protein 2. Gene Ontology annotation, cellular component: small-subunit processome. NCBI's taxonomy places the organism in Eukaryota, Metazoa, Arthropoda, Insecta, Diptera, Drosophilidae. The record is from RefSeq and is a predicted model, not a curated record. The transcript is spliced from 5 exons. Gene Ontology annotation, molecular function: protein binding; snoRNA binding. The coding region runs from base 67 to 1506 and encodes 479 amino acids.